CAUCUGGCUGCCGGAAGGGUCGCUUUUAUCGUAAGAGAAGUCUUCGGGGGCGGAGAUCGGUGCCGGAGGCGUUAGAGGGAAACAAGCCGCGACGAAUGGCCAGUGCUUUUUCGACCGGAGGUGUUUUUACGUUACCGCGAGAAAGACGCGUACAACGCGCGGGAGAAGCGUUUUAAGGAGCUAAAAUGAUUUCUCUGGAAAGGCUGUCGAGGCUCCGGGAAUCUUGAUUCGGUGUGCGCGUGCAAGCGGGCCGACCCCCACUUCCCUGGAGGCCACGAGAUUUUCAAACCUAAACAUGUCCAAAAAACACAAAAAGAAAUCAGGUGGAAAGCAUGAUACCUCAGAUAAAAAGAAACCUGAAUCAGUAGAAAUUGGGAAUAGACAUGCAAAAGAACAGAUGGACCAAAGAUUGGGCAAUAGUGCUGGAUACGUGAAAGCAAAAAUGAGUUUGGAUCUCAAAAAUUCUAGUACAGGACUCGAAACAAAGAUACCAAAAGUUUCACAACACAUUAAUGGUGCUUUAAUGCCUCCUGAAGAGCGUGAAAAGAUCACCAUGCAAUUUAAAACCAAGGCUAAACUUUGUGGGAAAAGAAGCAUUGUGGAGUCUGUAGCUGUCUUCCCACAUAAAGAACAGUCUGGCACAAAUGGUAGUGAUCCUGAUGAUAAAAAAAGGAAGAAAUUGUCACAAGAUUUGGGGAUCAUAAACAUCAGAGAGAAGGACAAAAAAAAAGGUAAAAUGGAGUUAAAAAAUGUAAUUAUAAAACACAUGAUGGAGGAAUUCAAGGAAACUGCAAAAUCUACAGAAUGUUCAUUUCUUCAGAAGAAAAAAACAUUAAAAUUGAUUGAACUCACCCAGAAAAAGAACUGUACAAAAAACCAGCAUGUUCCAGGUUUACCUUUUACUUUCUCAGAUUCUAAAGUGCAUACACAGGCUUGCAAAGAAGAUAAUCUCGAGGAAGACAAGCAUCCUUCUUUGGAACUUUCCUGCAAAAAUUGUAAAGAAGUGAAAUGCACACCCUCACAUCACCUGGCUAAGCUGCCCAGGUAUUGGAAGUAUAAACAGGAAGAGCCAAUACAUAUUGAUUCCACCAAGAAUAUUUGUAAUUCAAGGAUUCAGAGAAAUAAAUUUGAGCCUGUCACAUUUCAUUCGAGUCAGAGCUCUGAACCCUCAUGUUCUUCCCUUGAAACUAUUGAAAAUACAGAUGUGGACCAAGAGAUGCAGAUUGUAGAAGACUUGCAUGCAGCUCGUACUGAAAAGAAGAUGGAUCUGCCUGUGGUGCAGACUUGUGGAGAAUUAACUUGCAUGGAAAUAGAUCUCUCAAAUGAUGAAUCACAUAUAACUUCUAAUUUUUUUUCUGGUUUGAAUACUUUGAUUGUGAUUGAUACUAAUAUAAUGAUCAGCCAUUUGGAAUACAUCAAAUAUUUGAAGAAUGCAGAUAUCCCAGGUUUAGGCAGAUUUUUGCUAUUGAUUCCCUGGGUAGUUUUGCAAGAACUGGACAACUUAAAGAGAGGGAAGAUACUGGCAAAUGUUGGGCAAAAAGCAAUCCCUGCAGUUCGCUUCAUCUACACUUGCCUGAAAAAUCAAGAUCCCAAGUUGUGGGGUCAGUCCAUGCAACUUGCUUCACAGAAAACACAAAGUUUCAAUACUGAGAACAACGAUGAUCGUGUGUUGCAAUGCUGCCUUCAGUAUCAGAACCUCUGUCCUCAGGUUGAAGUAAUCUUGCUGACGGAUGAUAAAAAUUUGUGCAACAAAGCCCUAGUGAGUGAAAUAAAGGCAUAUAGUAAAGCAGAUCUAGUUGCCGCGCUCCAGAAAAUGACUCCACAGGGCGUAAUUAUUAGUGAAGACACUUCCAAUAAGUUGGGAAAAGACAGAUACCCCAAGAAGGCUGAAAAGAUUCCUACUGAUCAUCUUUCAGAAAUUAUUUUUGACAUGGAAAAAAGCUUGAGAGAUGCUUUAUCUUCUAUUUUAGAAACAGAACUGAAGAUUGCUUUUGGAGAUCUAUGGAUUGAGAUAGUGUAUCAUAAACCCCCUUGGACACUAGCAAAUGCGUUGGAGUGUUACAAAAGACACUGGAUGGCUGUUUUUGGACAAGUUAUAUCCAGAAGCUUUUUACCAACUAUUGAAUAUCUCUAUGCGCAUUUCUAUAAAGGUAAAAUAAAGAAACGUUCAACACUGAUGGAAGUCCUCCAGGAAUCACAAAUGUUAUUGGAAAUGUUCAGUUCAAGGUCCAGCUAUGAUGGCGUUCUUUCACGGACUUUAGUUCAAGUCCAUAAAUUGCUCAAGGCUGUUGAGAAGAUGGAGUCAAGUACGGGAGAAAAUUCUGCAGAUACCCUGAAAUCUAAUUUGGAAAAUGAUACUUGUGAAAAAAUGGAAGAUGUGAUUUUAUCAGAACACACUCAGACAGGAGAUAAAUCUCUGUUCACAGAACCUUCAGUACAAGGAAAUAGGCAUAUGGAAAUUUGGUCUGUCCUUGAAAGUGUAUGGAACAGAAUAAAUGUGUUCAGUUUUGAAAUUUUCCAAAAACUAGACCUCAGUGCAAUACCCCCAACUCAGAAUAUGUCUUCAUUUCAAGAAGCUUUUAUGGGUCUGCAGAAAUUAAUAAGUACAGUGAAUGAAAUUCUUGCUGGAAUUCAGCAAGUUUUAGUGCCAAAUAGUAGCUUUCAAGAUGUUUGGGCCCUGUAUAGAGUCUUAACUAAUAAUGAGAUAAAUAAUAGUACAAAAUUUACUGCUGAGGAGCUUUAUGACUGCAUUUCCCAGGAAAUAUACAGAGCACGGUUAUCAGUUGGAUGUGGCCAACUAGUUCAGCUGGAACGUAAUGUUAGACAGUGCUAUGAAUCCGUCUGUUUGGAAAUCAAGAACAGAGGAUGGCUCUAAAUCCUUCAAUCGACAAACUUUUGAAAGAAGGAGUGGUUUUCUUCUCACCAGGCAAAACAAACCUAUGACACAGAAACUUAGACCUCUGUAAUUUAUCAGUCUUCCCUGCUUUCUUAGAAGCUUUGUUUAAAGAUCAUACUUAAAGAUACAUUAUGUUAAA
This is a messenger RNA of Candoia aspera, 3035 nucleotides long. It is a transcript of the gene SWT1, whose product is annotated as SWT1 RNA endoribonuclease homolog. The record is from RefSeq and is a predicted model, not a curated record. Gene Ontology annotation, cellular component: nucleus. NCBI's taxonomy places the organism in Eukaryota, Metazoa, Chordata, Lepidosauria, Squamata, Candoiidae. The transcript is spliced from 18 exons. Bases 296 to 2875 code for a protein of 859 amino acids.